GAGAGAGAGAGAGAGAGAGAGAGAGAGAGGAGGGGGGGAUUGCGAGAUCGGGGCGAUGUCCCGUCGCAUGGCGAUCCUCUCGCGGCGGAGCUCGUCGUCGUGGCCCUUCUCCUCCUUCUCCGGCGGCCUCUCCGGCGAGCCCAGGAUCUCUCCGGCGGAGGCGGAGGCGGAGGCGGUGGCGGAGGAGGCGGCGGAGGACGAGGGGCGGUGGUCGCGGAUGAUCCCGGAGCUGUUGGCGGAGAUCGUGAGGAGGGUGGAGGCGGGCGCCGAGCGGUGGCCGGCGCGCAAGGACGUGGUCUCGUGCGCCUGCGUGUGUCGUCGGUGGCGCGAGGUCGCCAAGGGCGUCGUCCGCCCCCCGGCGGAGUGCGGGAAGAUCACUUUCCCUUCCUCUCUCAAGCAGCCGGGGCCGAGGGAUUUCCCUAUACAAUGCUUUAUCAAGAGGAACAAGAGGAACUCGACGUUCUAUCUGUAUCUCGGCUUGACGCAGUCAUUCAUUGACAAAGGGAAGUUUCUACUGGCAGCUCGAAGGUCUAGACAUGGCGCUCAUACAGAGUAUAUUAUCUCUCUUGAUGCUGAUGACCUGUCCCAAGGAAGCAGUGCAUAUAUGGGAAAACUGAGAUCUGAUUUCUUGGGUACAAAGUUCGCAAUAUACGACACUCAGCCCCCCCAUAAUGAUUUUAAGGCAUCAUUAUGCAGCAGCCAAUCCAGCCGCUGGUUUGGGAGCAAGCGGAUCAGUCCCCAGCUCCCUCCUGGCGGCUACUUUGAAGUCGGCCAGGUCUCGUACAAACUCAACCUUCUUAAAUCCCGAGGACCAAGAAGAAUGCAUUGCGCUCUGGAGUGUGCUUCCUCUCAAGAAACCCUAGAAGAAGGAGAAGAAGAAGAUCCUUUCAAAUCGAAGUCGUUAAACUUUGCAGGUCCCACCGUGCUGAGGAACAAGGCGCCUAGGUGGCACGAGCACCUGCAGUGCUGGUGCCUUAACUUCCACGGCCGCGUUACAGUCGCAUCCGUGAAGAAUUUCCAGUUGGUGGCAGCGGUGGGGGAUGAGGAGACGGUGCUGCUGCAGUUUGGGAAGGUCGGGGAUGAUACGUUCACCAUGGAUUACCGGCAUCCGCUCUCGGCCUUUCAAGCAUUCGCGAUCUGCCUCACUAGCUUCGGUACAAAGCUUGCUUGUGAAUAGUAAUUGCUCGCUCAGUCUUUGUUGGGGUUACAGAUAUUAACGGCGCUACUCUUACUAGAGACAGGAGAUACAUAAUAAGAUUCUAGUCAAAUUCCAUCAAUGAAUGGUCAUUAGAAUCGGCGUAUAUCUUUCUGUCGAUAGUAAAGUCUACUUUGUUAAUAUCAACACACUCCCCCUUUUGGAUAUUUAUAUUUCUUUCUGUUGUUGUGGCAUCUUCUUGUGCAAAGGAUUUGUAGGUGAUUCUCAUUUUCCUUUUUUUUUUUCCUUUCUCCCUCCUUUUAACUGAACAAGAUGCAGCUUACUGUAUAAUUAAUGUAGCAAUUUGAUUGUGUAAUCAAAGUUCUUCGCUUCGAAAGCAAUAUUAUAUUCUGCUUU
This is a messenger RNA of Ananas comosus (pineapple), 1552 nucleotides long. Its product is annotated as tubby-like F-box protein 1. NCBI's taxonomy places the organism in Eukaryota, Viridiplantae, Streptophyta, Magnoliopsida, Poales, Bromeliaceae. The coding region runs from base 56 to 1177 and encodes 373 amino acids. Gene Ontology annotation, molecular function: protein binding. The record is from RefSeq and is a predicted model, not a curated record. The transcript has 4 exons.